UCUGUUUGCUUCUCUCUUCACCUCCCUCUCUUUCUCUUAGCCCAAUCACUGGGAAACACACACACACACACACACACACACACAAUUCGGGAGGAAUCUCCUCUUCUGACAAGUAGCCAGUGUGGAACACCCAUUGAAUCUGCCUGCCUUUAUCUCUCGCUCUCUCUCCCCCUCUGCUUACGCGUUAGUGUUUUUAGAAACCUGCUUUUACUAUUUCUGUUGCUCGACUCGAUCUUCCUGUCUCGUUCCCUCCUCCUCCUGCCCUCCCCUCCCCUCCCCUCCCAUUCUCUCCCUCCCAGUGAGUGGAUCUCAGAGUGCCCGCGAUCUCGGUUUCUGUGCAAUCGCCGGUCGGGGAGCUAAAUCGCCGUUUUCCGCCUGAUCUUUGCAGCUUUAACCGGAAGCACCACAGAGAGGCAAGUUCCCGCAUUCAGCAUGCUCAGCGGUCCCGGAUUGCCUCAGGAAUUCAAAAGGAUGUCUUCCAAGAGACCGGCCUCUCCAUAUGGAGAAACAGACGGAGAGGUAGCCAAUACGACAAACAGACAGAAAGUAGAAGAGGUCGAAAGUGACGGACACUCUGCUUUUCACCUGGCUCUUCCCCCAAACUAUUCCAACAAUCUUCACACAGAGGAAGUACAUACCCCGUCCACAAUGACCAGAGAGGCUUCAUGUUGUGAGAGUCCAACAUCUCUGCGUGACACACCGGACCACGAUGAAAAUAAAGCAGCCUCUCUGUUCCCUACACACAACUCAUCUACCUCACCUCUGAAGACUGAAGAAGGGGCUCGACAGAGCAGUGAGUCAGGACCCGGCACGGCACUGGGCACCCCAGAGAGACGCAAAGGCAGCCUAGCUGAUGUGGUGGACACACUGAAACAGAAGAAAAUGGAGGAGCUCAUCAAAAGCGAACCUGAAGAAACUCCUAGUAUCGAGAAAUUGUUAUCAAAAGACUGGAAGGACAAGCUUCUUGCCAUGGGAUCGGGAAACAUCGGGGAGAUUAAAGGGACACCUGAGAGCUUGGCGGAGAAGGAACGGCAGCUCAUGGCGAUGAUCAACCAGUUGACGAGUCUGCGCGAGCAGUUGCUGGCAGCUCAUGAUGAACAGAAAAAGCUGGCAGCCUCGCAGAUCGAAAAGCAACGGCAGCAAAUGGAACUAGCAAAGCAGCAACAAGAACAGAUCGCAAGGCAACAGCAGCAGCUAUUGCAGCAACAGCACAAGAUCAACCUCCUUCAGCAGCAGAUCCAGCAGGUUCAAGGUCAGUUGCCUCCGUUGAUGAUCCCAGUGUUUCCACCAGAUCAGCGAACUUUGGCAGCUGCAGCAGCUCAGCAAGGAUUCCUCCUGCCUCCUGGAUUCUCCUAUAAACCUGGAGGAUGCAAUGAGCCGUACCCACUUCAGCUUAUACCCACGACUAUGGCAGCAGCAACACCAGGACUUGGCCAGCUCCAGUUGCAGCAGUUGUAUGCGGCCCAACUUGCAGCCAUGCAAGUGUCUCCUGGAGCCAAGUUACACAGUAUGUCGCAGUCCAGUCUAAGCAACACACUAUCACCCAACAACAUCCAGGCAGAGAAAGGCAGAAACAGCCCCCCGCCCAAAAGCAAGGACGAGGUGACGCAGCCACUAAACCUCUCAGCCAAGCCGAAAACUUUUGAUCCCACAAAGUCGCCGGUGUCGCCGAGCUCCCCGCCGAUCCCCACUCUGAAAGCCAGCACAGGACCUGGCCACCUCAAGCCUGCCAUCUCCACCACGUUAAGUGGCACUCCUGGUCGAAUGACUUCAAUAGACAUCCUCUCCUCCAUCACAUCCUCGGGUUACUUGAACGACCACGACGCCAUGGCUAAAGCGAUCCAAGAAGCCCGGCAAAUGAAGGAACAGCUUCGGAGGGAGCAGCAGGCACUUGACGGGAAGGUUGCAGUCAUCAACACUCUCGGCCUAAAUAACUGCAGAAUGGAAAAGGUGCAUGAGAAAACAUCACUGGAAAAUUUGGCCCAACAUUUGUCUGAGAAACGACCUGAAGAUGGGAAAUUUGGACAUGCAAUGGUGGAUUUUAACAUGGGUGGAGAAUCAGAUGGAAAUGCAGGGGUGUCAGAGCCCAGGAUUUAUCGGGAAGCUCGAGGCCGGAGCAGUAACGAGCCCCACAUAAAGCGGCCGAUGAACGCCUUCAUGGUCUGGGCCAAGGAUGAGAGGCGGAAGAUCCUUCAGGCUUUUCCCGAUAUGCAUAACUCCAACAUCAGUAAAAUCCUAGGCUCUCGUUGGAAGGCCAUGACGAACUUGGAGAAGCAGCCGUACUACGAAGAACAAGCCAGACUCAGCAAGCAGCACCUGGAGAGGUAUCCUGACUACAAGUACAAGCCGCGACCAAAGCGUACUUGUGUGGUAGACGGCAAGAAACUGAGGAUUGGAGAAUACAAAGCUUUGAUGCGUAACAGACGUCAAGAAAUGCGGCAGUUCUUCACUGUUGGACAGCAAGGCCAGAUCCCCAUUACCACGGCCGGAGUGGUGUACCCCGGUGCCAUUGCCAUGGCGGGUAUGCCAUCGCCUCGGAUCCCCUCCGAGCACUCGAGCAUGUCCAGCAGCCCGGAGCCCAGCAUGCCUGUCAUCCAGAGCACUUACAGCCUCAAAUCCGAGGAGGGCCGAGUGAGGGAGGAGCUGAGGGUCAGCGAGAUGAACGGAGGCGUGUUCGACGAGUACGAGGACGAGGAUGAGGACGACCCUGAUGCAGAUUACGGCAGCGAUGACGAAAAUCACGUGGUGGCUCACGCUGACUGAGAGGAAGGGCCAGAAGUCUCCAGCAGCCGAAUAACGUCAGCCAGACUGACUCAUCCUACCAGGGGCCAAGCACAUUUUGACUAUCCGAUACACUGACUGUUAUUUAAAACUAUUUAGUCUUAAUAAACAAGAUAUGGUCAGAACUCUACUGACUACUAGACCUCUCGGCCUAUGGUACAGGCAUGGGAAAAAUGAUAAGCUAUGGGUAAAACAAUGCCAGUAAAAUCAGCUGCUAUUCCCAAGCACUGAAGUCUUACCCUCCUGAGCUUUGUCUAGACUUGCGACUGUCGUUCUAGAAGAUUCUAUAAAAUUCUCACUCAGGUACAAAGUGCCAACAAGUGGCUUGUGAAUGUGUUUUGUUUAUUUUGUGCCACAAUAAAAGGUGUUUCUUCUUUUGUUUUGUUCUUGUUUUUGGAUGGAUUAAGGAAAAAACAAAUGUUUUUUUCGUUGCUCUCAAGUUACCUUUGUUUCAAAGGAAUCUAUUUUCUUGAAUAUUGAGAUACUGUUGCACCCUCAUCGAGUACUUGUGUUAUUUUUUUGUUGCACACCAUUUCAAAAUGCAACUCCUAGUAAGUGCCAAAAUUUGUAAUUGUUGGAAUUAGUUCAUGGGUUUUCCUACAGUCUUAAGCUAGGGAUAUUGUUAGGUUUUAGACAAUCCCGGACACCUUACCAUACCAGCAGCUGUGGGAAACUAUAGGGGCAGUUCUCAGGUGAAAGGGGAGAUAACUGAAGACAUGAGAAACUUUUUAUUAUGUGAAUUCUGUGUGUGUGUGUGUGUGUGUGUGUGUGUGUGUGUGUGUGUGUGUGUGUGUGUGUGUGUGUGUGUGUGGGUGUGUGUGUGUGUGUGUGUGUGUGCAUGGGUGUGUGUGUGCCUUUGUGUGUGACGUGUGUGUGUGUGUGUGUGUGUGCGCGCACGUGAGUGAGAGAGAGAGAUGUAUAGAGAGAGAGGGUAUUAUGGUACUUUAUAGGGUGUCAGAGGUAGUGACAGCAAAGCAGCGUGGGGGAAUGAAACUCCGUGUCCUCAAUACCCAUUCCUGCUCCCUUUGCCAUGAAGCCUGCCAUUUCUCUCCCCCACCCCACCCCCUCCAUUUCUCAGCAGCCUCACGGAGGCAGUCACUUUCUCCUACCUUCACUCUUUUCUUUGAUAAAGGAUCCGAGUUUGUAGCACUUAAUGAAAAAAGAAUUCCGCCAACAUACGCUUAAGGGGGAGCGCGACUGAACAAACAAACCCAGGGCAGAGCCUGUCUCUAAUGGAGCCUCCCUCUUUUGAGGGCGGAGUUGGCUCUUAAGUUGGCUUCUGCUUGGUUUGUGAGAUGGCUAACAGUACCUCCAAUGGAUUUUGGGAGUCUGAAUUUUUGACCCUACCCACCCCAAAAUACAAUUUUGGAUAAGUGAAAGUAAAAUGGCUUUGUUGUUAUAGGUGGAUUAGCUGAUCAUAUACUGCAUGUCAGUGUUUAAUUUGUAUUUUUUGACUGUAUUUUUCAAUUUUAACUGCCUCUUAAUAGUGUACAAUAAUGGUCAGCUAUUCCCCAGUUAGUAAGUUAUGUAUAAUUUAUUUUCUCCAUUCUAACUAAUUGAUUCUCAAUGCAGCAUUCUGUAGCUGUAGAUAUUUAAGCCUGGUAUUUUAGCUAUAAACAGUUUUUUCUUUUUAUGUUCUUUAAGUCCUAGUGAUGUCAUGUUAUGAUGUUUAAUCAGCAGGCGUGAAAAUAAUUCGACUGUUUGUUGGGACUGAAAUGAGACCAUUCUCUCAUAAUCUCAUUUCUAUUUAAUUGUCAUGGUCAUUUAGAGCUGAUUCGCUAAAGCACUCUGUAACUGAAAAAGAAAAAAUGCAGAAAAAAAACAAGUGUUUUAUAUCACUUUAUGUAAAAUGUGAAACCAGUUUUUUGUUUUUUUUCCUUGACUGUGUGAACAAAUUUCUGACUCUUGUGAGGCAUUUAGUCUCACAUUGGCUGGCCUUCUUCACCAUUUUUUUUUGGCUCCCUGUUUAUUUAUGUGACUCUGGACUACAAGAGUACUUUGUUUUAGCUCCAGUAAGGUUCCACCAUGACUUCAUGGCUGUGAACCAUUUGUGAUUUAUAUGCCAACAACGGAAACUGUGUCGGAGAUUUUUCUUUUAUAUUUGCUCCUUAUUUUAUCCCUUUUUUUUGUUCAGAGUUCUCAUUUCGCUGACAUUUUGCAUUCUGCAAUUCCUAAUCUCAGACUACUCAAUUCUUAUGAUGCUGUACUGUUUUUUUUAAAGAAAAUGUAUUUAUUGGCCAUCACGGCUCUAAAAUUUAUUAGACACAGAUUGUGUUCAGGAAGACAAUCAAAUCGAGUGGAGCUUAAAACAAAGUAAACUGAAUCUACCAUCUCACUUGAAAUUUAAAGAAAGAUAUGUAAAUAUAACAUAGAAUUAUAGAUUUAUAUUUUGUUCAUAACACAUAGUGUAAUAUAAGUUGUAUAUUUUCAUGUUUUUUGUUUAUGUUAUCAUUCAUGCCACAAUAAAAGCAAGAGUACUUGUACUCUGA
Pristis pectinata (smalltooth sawfish) is the source of this 5270-nucleotide messenger RNA. It is a transcript of the gene sox5, whose product is annotated as SRY-box transcription factor 5. The record is from RefSeq and is a predicted model, not a curated record. Gene Ontology annotation, biological process: regulation of transcription by RNA polymerase II; cell fate commitment; positive regulation of chondrocyte differentiation. The transcript has 16 exons. The coding region runs from base 433 to 2763 and encodes 776 amino acids. Gene Ontology annotation, molecular function: DNA-binding transcription factor activity, RNA polymerase II-specific; RNA polymerase II cis-regulatory region sequence-specific DNA binding. Gene Ontology annotation, cellular component: nucleus. NCBI's taxonomy places the organism in Eukaryota, Metazoa, Chordata, Chondrichthyes, Rhinopristiformes, Pristidae.